AAAAAAAGUUUUUACAUAGCGAAGAAAAAGAGAAAAAUAAAAAAUAAAAAAGGAAAACCGUGUAAAAUCCACAAAGCUUUAUGUGGGAUUAUUAUUAUUAUUAUUAUUAUUCCUCUCUCUCUCUCUCUCUCUCUCUCUCUUUUAUGUAGUUUCGUAGACUUGGUCUUUGACUUUGUAUAUGCAGAGCCGAGUCCACGCGUCGUCUCUCCUUUGGGUGAACUACACUGGAGGGAAUCGACCAAUCCCCCCUCUGAGGAAAAGGAGCGAACACUAGUUCGAGGUUUAUGAGAUCGCUGCUGCUAAUUCUUUGGAUUUACGAGAGAAAUUGACUCGUGUCGUUAGCCCUCCAAAAUGUUCUGUUCCUCCGAGGCAUCAAAAGAGACCGCGAAAUGGGCAGUCAAGCUAAUAUAACGAUUAUCGGGGUCACUGUCGGUGCGGUUGCGGUGAUCUUGAUAGCUGUUGCUGUAUUUGUUCUGAUCAGAAUUUAUAAGAAUUGGUCGCGUAAAGAACCUAGCAUAUCGUCUCUUCCGAUCCGCACAAAUGGCGCGAAUGCUACGAGCAUCGAUUCGAGCGUGUCAAUCUCAGUGUCGGAGAGUGCGCACGACUUGCAAACUACGGCGACAAGAAAUACUUACUGGGGUCGGCGAGGGCAGCACAAUAACGAUCUGCAUACUUCUGCAUCAGGGAUUCCGAGAUACUCCUACAAGGACAUUCAGAAAGCCACAAAAAACUUCACAACUAUUUUAGGUCAGGGAUCUUUCGGCCCGGUGUAUAAAGCUGUUAUGCCUACGGGUGGAGUUGUAGCUGUCAAGGUGCUCGCAAGUGAUUCAAAGCAAGGAGAAAGAGAGUUCCAUACAGAGGUAGUUUUGCUUAGCAGGUUGCAUCACAGGAAUCUUGUAAAUUUGGUUGGAUAUUGUGUAGAUAAAAAUCAACGCAUGCUCGUAUAUGAGUUCAUGAGUAAUGGGAGUUUGGCAAGCCUCUUGUAUGGUGACAAUCCACGUGUUUUGAGCUGGGAAGAAAGGCUACAAAUUGCUCAUGAUGUUUCUCAUGGGAUUGAGUACCUUCAUGAAGGGGCAGUUCCACCUAUCAUUCAUCGAGAUUUAAAGUCUGCUAAUAUUCUCUUGGAUGGUUCUUUGAGGGCUAAGGUUGCCGAUUUUGGGCUAUCCAAGGAGGAGGUAUUCGAUGAGCGAAAGUCAGGACUUAAGGGUACAUAUGGCUAUAUGGACCCCGACUAUAUGUCAACGAACAAGUUCACCAAGAAGAGCGACGUAUACAGCUUUGGCAUCAUAUUAUUUGAGCUCAUAACAACCAUAAAUCCGCAGCAAGGCCUGAUGGAGUACAUCAAUCUUGCAGCAACCGGGGGGGAUGGAAAGGCCAACUGGGAUGAGAUAAUUGACACGAAUCUUAUCGGUGAAAGUAAUCCCGAUGAGGUGGGGCAUCUUGCCAACAUUGCGCACAGGUGCUUGCACAAGAUCCCGAAAAGGCGCCCCUCCAUAUCCGACGUGACUCAGGCUAUCUCAAGAAUACGGCAGCGGCGCCUCAUGAAAGAAGACACCCUGCCCUCUUCAAGAAUCGAGACAUCGGGAGUUCUGAGGAGGAUAGAGCUUCAGCAACUGGAGCUCAACAACAUUACCAGCAUGAGAGGAUAUGCGUCCCAGAAAGUAUGACCGCGGUAUCCGGACUCUCUUCUUUCUGGUUAUGGGUCAUUGAUAGCUCAAAAUGAUAGUAGUACUCGGUUCGAUGCACUCGUAUCUUGAUCUUCAAUAUUUUGAUCUUCACUUAGUUUAUUCUGAUACCUGUCCUCCAAUGCAUAAUUCUCCAUAACACGAAAAUUAUCGUCACGCUGUAAUUAACAGAGAUUGGUCGAUGAUGAAGAAUUGACUAGAUUCAUGAUAUUGUGACUUGUGUAAGAUGAUGUUAAAGAAUGCGACAUUUUGUGCAUUGUUCGGUUUAUCAA
This is a messenger RNA of Ananas comosus (pineapple), 1957 nucleotides long. RefSeq names its product calcium/calmodulin-regulated receptor-like kinase 2. The record is from RefSeq and is a predicted model, not a curated record. The transcript is spliced from 8 exons. Bases 390 to 1667 code for a protein of 425 amino acids. Gene Ontology annotation, molecular function: ATP binding; protein kinase activity. Lineage: Eukaryota; Viridiplantae; Streptophyta; Magnoliopsida; Poales; Bromeliaceae. Gene Ontology annotation, biological process: protein phosphorylation.